Molecule: messenger RNA, 2531 nt
Organism: Mytilus trossulus (common blue mussel)
Lineage: Eukaryota; Metazoa; Mollusca; Bivalvia; Mytilida; Mytilidae
Exons: 3
Coding region: 204-2498 (764 amino acids)
Source: RefSeq, a predicted model, not a curated record
UACGUAUAUAUAUAUAUUUAAACAAGUGUCAACACUAAUUUGUGUUAUCCUGACUAACUAUCAAGUGUAAACUAGAAAUUUGUGGUUAUUCCUGGAGACAGUAUUUGUUUAAGUCGAUUUAAAUUACUGCUUGAAAAGAUAGAAGUGAAAUAUCAAAAUAUGUAGGAACUGCAAAUAUUUCUCCAUUGAAGAAAAGAUUCAUCAUGGACAAUACUUACAGAAACCAAGAAAAUUUCGACGAUGAAAAUGUGUAUGGUAUGAGAAAAAUAACAUACUUGGAAAAAUAUGGUGUUAAACACUUUCCCUACCGUGGAAAGCGAAAAUACGCACCAUCAACUUACCGGUCAGUAGACGGAAGGAUGGUUAUCUCAAACGAUAUUUUUGGAUUGACAAUCAAGCAAUUUGAACGAAUGUAUAAAGAUUGUCUAAUCAAAAGGAAAUUACACGAGCAGUGGAUACUAAACCUUAGAUAUCCUGACAAAUCUUCAAAUGAAUAUCUGGAAUACUUGCAGAAUUGUACAGACUUGAAUAAAGAACACUCUCCUUGGUCUGAAAAUGAACUGAAAGAAAAAGACUUAUUCGAACUUUUGGUAAAGACAGUCGGUACUGAAAUAGAUAUACGUAUUCGACAGAGAUUAUUUAUCAUACAGGAUAUGAUCGUCAAUUUGACAAAUAAUGAUACACAAAUAGCGAGUGGGAGUUUGGCAGAGGGACUAGAUUUACCUGGAAGUGACAUAGAUUUAAUGUCAGUAUGCAAUCAAAUAGUUGUCAAACGAAAUGUACGGGAUACUAAAUAUGUGAAGCAUUAUAAACAACCGAAGAAACAAACUAUAUUUGUUAUGGAAACAGAUAAUGAUUAUCCAGGAUUUACAAAACUGCGAUUAAUAGCCGCCGGAGAUACUUUCGAUGCAACUCACGAAAGUAUUGAAAUGACUGCACAAGGUUUAUAUUUAUCAGUUAAUGGAUUUUUGAAGGGAGUGAAGGAACAAAUUCAACACGUGCACCUAAUACCACACGGCCCUUGUUUAACAUAUUCUGAUCAAGAACGUGAUUUUGCAUUCUGCUUUCGAUGUACAUAUUUACCUUAUAAUGCAGCUUCAUGGCCAAUGCGUUAUCGAAGGCAAUGGCCCUCUAAUUUCGUGAUUGACAAGAUUGAACAAUACGGAUGUUUGAUAGUACCCAUAGGACCUAAGAAUAAGUCAGAUUCUAAUAUAUUGUGGAGACUGUCUUUCUCUAUGGCAGAAAAACAACUUGUACAUUCGUUUAAUUUUACUCAACUCUUGUGUUACGGUCUUCUCAAAUUAACAUUAAAGCGUAUCAUAAACACAAAUGAUGAUCUCAAAGAUUUAUUGUGUUCCUAUUUUCUGAAGACGGCUUUAUUCUGGGUCUCAGAGGAAAUAGAUAUUGACACAUUUCAAUUGCCUAAACUGUUUUGUUGUUUUUUUCUCUGUUUGAAUAAAUUGAUAUCAUGGGUGAAAACAUGUUACUGUCCAAAUUAUUUCAUACCUGAACAUAACAUGUUCCUCGAAAAGAUCACACCAGAUAACAAUACAAUGCUACUAUGUGUAUUGAACACCUUACUGGUUGACGGAGUUGAAAGAUUGAUUAGUGGUUUAUUUCCGCUCACCAAUAGACAUAAUAUUUCAAAGAGUGAAUGUUCGUUCAUUAAACUCGACCUUCUAUUCUACAGAAUAAGUGGGAGUAGGGUUGUACGCCACAUGUCAGAGUGUUAUAAUGUACAGACACUAACUGAAUCUUUACGAAAGUCAGAAAGGUCCACGUUCAUUAGUGACGUAUGUCAAUAUGAAUACAACAGAAUAAGUAAAUUUGCAGUACAACUACUACCACCACCAAUCGUAAUUAAUAAAGAGUUCGACAUACUUAAUUUUUAUCAUAGACAUUUACAAGACUAUAUCAAGACAGAUGCCGUGUCCGGUUGGUUGUUGUAUGCGUCGUUUUAUUAUGUGACAGGACAGUACAACGUAACACUCAAACUGAUAGAUUAUGUUCUAUCAAGAUGUUCACCUAAUAUGGUGAACAUGGAAUAUAUCUAUUGUGAAGAACGUAUCAAUAGUUACACACAAAAUGUUCAUUCUAAAAUGACAUUUCUUGAAAGGAUGAAAAUAGCUGUUGUAGAUACUGUUUUUUACGCGAAACACUCCUCAUUAAUCCCAGAUGAACUACAACUGGAGGUGCAAUAUAGUGAUAUUGGUAUUCUACCUAUCACAAUGUGUCACUGCCUUCGAUAUCUAUGCUAUAAUCAUCUUGGUGAAAGUAUCAAUAGACAGCAAGCUUUACGGGCUUUGCAUUUGCGAGUAAGAGAAGAUUGUCAUAAUGAAUUUUACCGAGCAUCUGAUGCAUUAACAAUACUCGGAGUAUGUGUGGAGUUAUCAGGAGAUAAGAAUGCAGCGUAUAAGUGUUUUCAUGAGGCAUUACAAUGUGAUUAUAUAAUAUGUCCAUCAGCAGAACUCCGCGUUUCUCAACUUGUUGACGUCUAAUAUACGCUUCAUCUUUGUACUGUCUAAGUUCAA